AUGAAACUCGCAGUCACAUUAUUGGCAUCAAUCUUGUUUGCUUGCUCGGUUACUACAGCCAAACCAGUCAAUCCCAGGAAAACUACAAGUGCAACUACAAGUGCUGAAGCUAGUACUUCAACCGUCAUUCCCAGUGCAACUAAAAGUACUAAAUCUAAGCAUCAUGUACUUUCUUAUAAAGGAUCUACAUUUUCAGUUAAUCUUGGUAAACUCUCAAAGGAUGAUGUGAAGUUGAUCAAAGAAUAUCUAGAAAAGGAUCAAAAACGUGAAGAGGUAAAGAAAGCUCGUGACUCGGCCAAAUCUGAAGAGCUCAAUCAAAAAGAAUUGGUAGAACUCCUGCGUGAAGAGAAUUACGAGCUGUCACUAAAAUAUCCGAACACGGAUGAUCCAGAGUAUCAAGAAAAAAGUGAAAUAAUUAAUCAGAAGCUUAAUGAAGAGAACGAAAAAUUAUUCAGCCUUCAACAAAAGCGUUUGAAACUCGAUGGCAAUCUUUAUUACGCUGAUGAUCUGGUGCUUGAUUCAGCCAGAAAAAAACUUGCAGAGCGCCUGUUUCAAAAUGGUCCGAGUACAACAUCACUUUAUUCUCAAAUCGGAUUUAUGAAAUCAAAUCCCAGUUUUGUUAAAAAUAUCUAUCAAUCUCUUAUUCUCCGACUAAACAAACAGUCAAGAUUCAAGAAAGCCUUUACUAGUGGAACCCAGAACAAAUCAAAACAUCAUAAAAGUCCAUCAUCAUCAAGCAAAACGUCUACAGAUCAACCCACUCAAACAUCCAGUACACAAAGAGCUUCCAGAUCCCGUUCUCGUUCUCAUUCUCGUUCACGAAAAACUUCCAGAUCUUGUUCUCGUUCACGGAAAGCUUGUUCCAAAAUGAAAAAUAACCUUGGAUCAGGCUGGAAUCAACUUGAAAAUGAAGAUUCAGAUUCAGAUUGA
Molecule: messenger RNA, 930 nt
Organism: Batrachochytrium dendrobatidis JAM81
Lineage: Eukaryota; Fungi; Chytridiomycota; Chytridiomycetes; Rhizophydiales
Exons: 1
Coding region: 1-930 (309 amino acids)
Source: RefSeq, a predicted model, not a curated record